This is a messenger RNA of Cicer arietinum (chickpea), 2182 nucleotides long. The record is from RefSeq and is a predicted model, not a curated record. NCBI's taxonomy places the organism in Eukaryota, Viridiplantae, Streptophyta, Magnoliopsida, Fabales, Fabaceae.
AUAGAUACAUAUAUUACCAAUAUUUUGGAAAUAUCUCCCAAACCUCCAACCUGGUAGCCAUGAUCUCAUCUGAAAAACUGAUUCUAGAAUGUCAGGACAGUUGGAUUCGUAAAUACAUUCUAGAAUGUCAGACAUUCUAGAUGAAGUUAGUUGGCGGAUGGGUGGGUGGGUGGAUGUCACUAAUUAAUCAUUAAUCAAACAACAAUUCUGUUUAUAAAAUGCGUCGCCAUUAGCCAUGUUCAUUAAUCGUAUUUCAUUGUUUCCAAACACGACACUUUCAUUGUUUCCAAACACUACACUUUCAUUGUUUCCAAACACUACACUUUCGUUGUUUCCAAACACUACACUUUCAUUGUUUCCAAACACUACACUUUCGUUGUUUCCAAACACUACACUUUCAUUGUUUCCAAACACUACACUUUCGUUGUUUCCAAACACUACACUUUCAUUGUUUCCAAACACUACACUUUCGUUGUUUCCAAACACUACACUUUCAUUGUUUCCAAACACUACACUUUCGUUGUUUCCAAACACUACACUUUCAUUGUUUCCAAACACUACACUUUCGUUGUUUCCAAACACUACACUUUCAUUGUUUCCAAACACUACACUUUCGUUGUUUCCAAACACUACACUUUCAUUGUUUCCAAACACUACACUUUCGUUGUUUCCAAACACUACACUUUCAUUGUUUCCAAACACUACACUUUCAUUGUUUCCAAACACUACACUUUCAUUGUUUCCAAACACUACACUUUCGUUGUUUCCAAACACUACACUUUCAUUGUUUCCAAACACACACACUACAAACCAUGACCAAAUCCUCUGUUUCCCUUCUGGGUUUUGUCUUUCUCCUUCUCAAUGCAGGAGGGAAUGCUAAUGGAGCAACUUGGUGUGUUGCCAAGCCUUCAGCAAGUGAAUGUGUCCUCCAGCUGAACAUUGAAUAUGCUUGCAACAUGUUGCCUAGUUGCAAGAUGAUUCAAUCAUGUGGGGCGUGUUUCUACCCAGACACACCGAUGAAUCAUGCAUCUGCCAUCAUGAACCACUACUAUGCAACCAAUGGAAGAAACCUUUGGAACUGCAACUUCUCAGACUCUGCUCUCAUUGCUGUCACUGAUCCAAGUUAUGGGAGCUGCAACUAUGUAUAACAAAUGAUAGAUACAUAUAUUACCAAUAUUUUGGAAAUAUCUCCCAAACCUCCAACCUGGUAGCCAUGAUCUCAUCUGAGAAACUGAUUCUAGAAUGUCAGGACAGUUGGAUUCGUAAAUACAUUCUAGAAUGUCAGGACAGUUGGAUUCGUAAAUACAUUCUAGAAUGUCAGACAUUCUAGAUGAAGUUAGUUGGCGGAUGGGUGGGUGAGUGGAUGUCACUAAUUAAUCAUUAAUGAAACAACAAUUCUGUUUAUAAAAUGCGUCGCCAUUAGCCAUGUUCAUUAAUCGUAUUUCAUUGUUUCCAAACACGACACUUUCAUUGUUUCCAAACACUACACUUUCAUUGUUUCCAAACACUACACUUUCAUUGUUUCCAAACACUACACUUUCAUUGUUUCCAAACACUACACUUUCAUUGUUUCCAAACACUACACUUUCAUUGUUUCCAAACACUACACUUUCAUUGUUUCCAAACACUACACUUUCGUUGUUUCCAAACACUACACUUUCAUUGUUUCCAAACACACACACUACAAACCAUGACCAAAUCCUCUGUUUCCCUUAUGGUUUUUGUCAUUCUCCUUCUCAAUGCAGGAGGGAAUGCUAAUGGAGCAACUUGGUGUGUUGCCAAGCCUUCAGCAAGUGAACGUGUCCUCCAGCUGAACAUUGAAUAUGCUUGCAACAUGUUGCCUAGUUGCAAGAUGAUUCAAUCAGGUGGGGCGUGUUUCUACCCGGACACACCGAUGAAUCAUGCAUCUGCCAUCAUGAACCACUACUAUGCAACCAAUGGAAGAAACCUUUGGAACUGCAACUUCUCAGACUCUGCUCUCAUUGCUGUCACUGAUCCAAGUUAUGGGAGCUGCAACUAUGUAUAACAAAUAAUAGAUACAUAUAUUACCAAUAUUUUGGAAAUAUCUCCCAAACCUCCAACCUGGUAGCCAUGAUCUCAUCUGAGAAACUGAUUCUAGAAUGUCAGGACAGUUGGAUUCGUAAAUACAUUCUAGAAUGUCAGGACAGUUGGAUUCGUAAAU